This is a messenger RNA of Vespa mandarinia (Asian giant hornet), 985 nucleotides long. RefSeq names its product calcyclin-binding protein. Lineage: Eukaryota; Metazoa; Arthropoda; Insecta; Hymenoptera; Vespidae. The record is from RefSeq and is a predicted model, not a curated record. Gene Ontology annotation, molecular function: S100 protein binding; ubiquitin protein ligase binding; tubulin binding. Gene Ontology annotation, cellular component: nucleus. Gene Ontology annotation, biological process: heart development.
UAGGAGUUUAGAUAACCGCGCGAGCAAGCGAUUAGCUUAGUCGAACGAGUCUAAACGUGUCGUUUUAUUGCGCAUUGUUUGCUCAAAUUAAAGAACGUUUUACGAGCAUUCAGCAUUAAAAAAUUGUGAAUACUCUUGCUUUAUUAUUAUUAUAAUAUUGUAUUUAAUUGAAUUUGAACAAAAUUUUUACAAAGAAAUUUUCGUAAACGAUAAAAUUUAAUAUUAUGGCUACGAAAAGUGAUGAGUUAAAACUGGAUAUUGAAGAAUUGAAUACAUUAUUACAACAAGCUACACGAUCCAAAGUUAAAGAUAUGCUUACUUUGGAGAUUAGGCGAUUGCAGACAGAAUUAGCUAAACUGAUCGAUGAAAAUAAGGAUGUGUAUCUUAAAUCUGUAAAUUCGCCAAUUGAUUCUACUCCUAAAUGUUAUGAAGUUAAGUUAAAUAAUUAUGGGUGGGAUCAAACGAAUAGUGUUGUCAAGAUAUACGUUCAAUUAAAGAAUGUACAUAUUUUACCAAACAAAGAUGUUACCUGUAAAUAUACAGAAAAAUCAAUGGACCUGUAUAUUUUUGGUUUGGAUAAUAAAAAUUAUCACUUGCCGAUCAAUAAUUUAUGUGAAGACAUUGACACAGAGAAGAGUUACGUAAAAAUAAAGACAGAUAUGAUCAUUGUAUAUCUUGCUAAAAAAUUACCGAAGAAUUGGUCGCAUGUAACAGGCAUUGAAAAAAGAAUAAAAGAAGCAAAAACUCCAUCUGUUCCUGAAAUGGGAGAUGAUCCUGGUGCAAGUUUAGUGAAUCUAAUGAAAAAAAUGUAUCAAGAUGGAGAUGAUGAAAUAAAGAAAACAAUAGCAAAAGCAUGGACUGAAAACCAACAAAAAACUGCAGCAGGUCUGUCAGGUUUUGACUAUUAAUUGUAAGCCAAUAUUUUAUUAAACGUACUUUACGUUUCCUUGUAACAUCAUAAAAAUUCAUUUAGAAAAUGAAUUUA